This is a messenger RNA of Miniopterus natalensis, 1210 nucleotides long. NCBI's taxonomy places the organism in Eukaryota, Metazoa, Chordata, Mammalia, Chiroptera, Miniopteridae. The record is from RefSeq and is a predicted model, not a curated record.
AUGGAUACCCAAGGCUUUGGGAUGACCACUCCAGCGACAGUGGGAGGAAAAAUCUUCCUGAUCUUUUAUGGCCUCAUUGGCUGCGCGAGCACCAUCCUGUUCUUCAACCUCUUCCUGGAGCGGCUGAUCACCGUCAUCGCCUGCAUCAUGAAGUCGUGCCACCAGCGGCAGCUCCGGCGCCAGGGCGCCGUGCCCGCCGCGGGCCCGCGGAGCGCGGGGCGGUGCUGGAAGCCCUCGGUGUACUACGUCAUGCUGAUCCUGGGCCUGGCCUCCCUGCUCGUCUCCUGCUGCGCCUCGGCCAUGUACACCUGCAUCGAGGGCUGGAGCUACUUCGACUCCCUGUACUUCUGCUUCGUGGCCUUCAGCACCAUCGGCUUCGGGGACCUCGUCAGCAGCCAGAACGCCACGUACCAGGGCCAGGGCCUCUACCGCUUCGCCAACUUCGCCUUCAUCCUCACGGGCGUCUGCUGCAUCUACUCCCUGUUCAAUGUCAUCUCCCUCCUCAUCAAGCAGUCCGUGAACUGGAUCCUGAGGAAAAUGGACGGCGGGUGCUGCCAGCAGUGCCAGGGUGGCCUCCCGGGGUCCCGGAGGAACGCGGUCGUGCCGGGCAGCCUCUCCAUAGAGACGGGCGGGGUGACGGAGAGCCCCGCGGGCGGGCGGCGACCCCCGGUCAGGCGGCGUCCCUCGGAGGAGAUGAUCUCCAUGAAGGACUUCCUCACGGCCAACAAGGUCUCGCUGGCCAUCCUCCAGAAGCAGCUGUCGGAGUCGGUCAAUGGCUGCCCACACCAGGCAGGCCCGCAGCCUCAGGACAAUGAAUUCUCAGGGGGGGUGGGAGCCUUUGCCAUCAUGAACAACAGGCUGGCGGAGACAAGUGGGGACAGGUAGGAUUGGGGAGGCCAAGGGAGAGUGGCCGCCAGAGGACUGUCGCCCAGCUCAGGCCUGCCCGUGGCAGGGUCCACUCUGGGGCCGUCCCUUCGGGCUUCCUUAGAAAUCUCAUGUUUUGAGCUCCAACGGCCAGCUUUCAGGGCUACGGGAAGCUGAGGCCUUGAUGCCUUUCUCCUUAUGUUCAUGCUUUACAUUUAAAUUCAGUCUUUUAAAAACUAAUCACAAAGCAGCCCAAGACUGCGAGCUUGCUCCUUUGCUCGCGUCCUGCUCCAGGGUUCUAACGGCCUGGAGGGGUGGGGCGUGGGGUCAGUAAGCCUUGAUUUCC